AUGAUCAAGAAGCAGAUCCGCGACAAGAUUGGCAUUUCCCGAUUUCGCCAGCAGUUGGUGUGCAACAGUGACAUUGUCUUGGAUGAUACUUCGUGGACAUCCCUAGGGAGGCCUUUGCACUUGCAUCUUGUCGUCUCCAACCGAGAGCCAACCAGCGAGCACCAGGCCGUGAUGCUCCAGGCAGCUGUGAACGGUGACCUUCGUGUGAUGUUGCCAGCUGUUGAGAACGGACAAGACCCAGAUUCACUGGACCGCUUUGGCCGAUCUGCAGCAUGGCACGCGGCUGCCGCUGGGCAUUUACAUGUCCUCGACGUCCUUUAUGAUGCCUGCGCGAACAUUGAUCUUGGUGAUAACCGCGACGAAACGCCGCUGCAUUCAGCCUCCAUGGCUGGCCAUUCAAAUGUUGUUGAGUUUCUCCUUUCUAAGCGGGCAGGAAUCGAAAGAAAGAGCCAGGAUGGUCGCAGUGCACUUUAUUUCUCUGUGCAGCAUCAGCAGCUGGGCGUGGUCGACUGCUUGGUCAGAUGUGCAGCGAACGUGGACACCCGUCGAGAUCUUGAGAGGACAGCUUUGAUGUGUGCCGUCGAGGCAGGUCGCUUGGACAUUGCAAACGUUCUUCUAGCAGGCGAUGCUGACCCGCACCUGCUCUUUUCUGGUUGGACCGCCUUGAGCUUCGCUGCACAAAGAGGGCACCUCGAGAUUGUCCGUCGUCUGCUUGACUGCCGUGUGAGUCCAGACGCCGGCACUAAUGACAGGUGGUCGCCGCUUUUCCUGGCUGUAAGCACUGGCCACUCAGACGUGGCUGCGCUAUUGAUUGAAAGAAGCGCAAACACCGACAGGCAGGACGAUGAUGGGUGGACGCCUCUUUUGCUGGCAGCAGGGGAAGGUGAGUGUCAGCUGGUGGAGCUGCUGGUCAAAGCUCGUGCCAAUCCUCAUCAUGUCAGCCAAGGUGGAGUAACUCCAACACUCUUAGCCAUGGAGAGGGGUCACUCACGGGUCCGCAGGUUCCUAGCCGAUGUCACGCUGCCUCGGGAGGGGGACUUGUCCAUGGUCCUGGAGCCAAAAGACGACCGGAAUCAGAAUGAUAGCAGUAGCAGUGAUUGCAGUGAUUGCAGUGCUUGCAGCGAAGCAAGCGAGACAAAAUAUGCAUUGCCGCAGCUCACUGACUUCACAGACUUCCUUCUUUGCCAGCUUUGA
Symbiodinium natans is the source of this 1194-nucleotide messenger RNA. Lineage: Eukaryota; Dinophyceae; Suessiales; Symbiodiniaceae. The record is from the annotation of a GenBank genome assembly.